UUCUUCCAACUGACCAUGCUGUCUGGAGGAGUCCAUGGACAAGAAAGACAACCUGAGGUAAAUACUGCUACAUGCUGCCCAAAUUAGGCAUGGCUUCCGAAAGGGUUUCAGUAUGGAGAGACAGAAAGUACACUUCUAUGUUCAUUCUUAUAAUAAACAUGUACUGAAAAUAUCUACUAUGUGCUAGGCUUUAGGGAUACAAAGAUCUAGAAGGCACAGUACCCACUCCUAGUCUCACAGCAGCACAGUGAGCAGCCAUUAUCAGUGAGAGUAGUGCAGACCAUGAUACCAAGAAGGGGCAGAGUCACCUUAUCGUAGACUCGGGGGCCUACAGAAGCAUGGAGAAAAGAAAUCCAGGUGACCAAACUUUUGAUUGAAAGACAAAAACAAAUCAAGGUAGGACACCUAUCAAUGACUCCAGCAUCCAAAAGGCUGAAGUGAGACAGGAAGACUAUAGCAGUGGUUCUUAACUUGUGGAUCGCUACCCCUUAAGGAGUCACAUAUCCUGCAUAUCAGAUAUUUACAUUAUAAUUAAUAAUGGCAAGAUUAUACUUAAUGAAGUAGCAAUGAAAAUAAUUUUAUGGUUGGGUGUCACUACAACAUGAAAAAUUGUAUUAAAGAGUUGCAGCACUGGGAAGGUUGAGAACCACUGUCUUAGAGUCCUAGAGGUCUCCCAGUCACCUCUUUCCAUUUCUGAAAUUGAAAGAAUUGGAUCAGCUAUACCCUCAGGGCUGUGUGGGUCAGGCCUCACUGCUUCAUGGCCUCCCUUUUCCUGCCUUUCCUCCCUGCCUUCUCCACAACUCUACUAAAUAAAUGCUUGGAAAACAUUGGGUGUUAGACCCAGGAGUGUCAAACCCUUGGAUGUCAUACACCUAGAGUAGCGAUCACAUCCUCAUUUGCUGUUGGAAGAUGGGGCCAGAAGGUGGUGAGCUGCAACCAGGUAGUGUUCACAUUGGAGAUGUUCCUGAAGACCCUCCCUGUUCACUGAAACAAAACCGAGGCCUUGUCCUCAGCAUAUCUUCCCAUUCAAAGGCUAAACAAAGCACAAGUAGGUGCUUCUGUCACUCCUGAGGUUGUAGCAAUCUCAUAAAGGGCAGUCAGGUCCCCACUGAUGGAGGAAACCAAGCCCUAGAGAAGAGGACCUAUUGUCUGUAUGGAAUGUGUACUGGCACCUGGUUUGUCCUGAUCUGGCAACCACAACCCAGAUCUGAUGAGACUUGGGGGUAGGGCUUAGCAGAAGCCACAGUCUUCCACCACCCUCUGACUUCCUCCUGCCUUUGAGGACACAUUCCUCUGGCUCAUGACAGUGCUCAUCACUCAUUGGAAGCCUGUGUGCAGUCAGAGCCUACUUCUUGGUCUGUAAACAUGGGGCGUGUGUCCUGCUGGCUACAAGCUCACGAGGGGGUGGCAAGCAAGCCGGCUGUACAGGUCCUGCAGCCUCUGGCCUCCUGGUUGCCCAACUGGCGGCUGGGGGCGGGCUAUGCCCUCUGAUUAAAGGCUGCCUGGAGUGGCCUAUGCAGAGACAGGUGCCCAGCAUCCCAGGAAGCCAGCUGAAGCCCACCCCAGGUAAGCCAGUGUGGUGGGGAUAGGUGGAUAAAGCCACGAGCCUAGAGGUAGGUAGAAGCCAGCUUGAGGCAGCACUUGUUUUUCAGAGAAAAGGUUGGGGAGACCAGGGUUCCCAUGUCAGAUUCCUCUGGUGCCUGAAAUCUAAAGGCAGAAAGCAAGACAUAAUGCCUGAAGCUCCCAGCCAAGCUUUAGGCCUCAGUGUUCCUGUGAGAACAUCAGCAUGUCUGAGCCACCACGGGCUGAGACCUUUGUAUUCCUGGACCUGGAAGCCACUGGGCUCCCAAACAUGGAUCCUGAGAUUGCAGAGAUAUCCCUUUUUGCUGUUCACCGCUCUUCCCUGGAGAACCCAGAACGGGAUGAUUCUGGUUCCUUGGUGCUGCCCCGUGUACUGGACAAGCUCACAUUGUGCAUGUGCCCAGAGCGCCCCUUUACUGCCAAGGCCAGUGAGAUUACUGGUUUGAGCAGUGAAAGCCUGAUGCACUGUCGGAAGGCUGGUUUCAAUGGAGCAGUGGUGAGGACACUGCAGGGCUUCCUGAGCCGCCAGGAGGGCCCCAUCUGCCUUGUGGCCCACAAUGGCUUCGAUUAUGACUUCCCACUGUUGUGCACGGAGCUACAACGUCUGGGUGCCCAUCUGCCCCAAGACACUGUCUGCCUGGACACACUGCCUGCAUUGCGGGGCCUGGACCGUGGUCACAGCCAUGGUACCAGGGCUCAAGGCCGCAAAAGCUACAGCCUGGCCAGUCUCUUCCACCGCUACUUCCAGGCUGAACCCAGUGCUGCCCAUUCAGCAGAGGGUGAUGUGAACACCUUGCUUCUGAUCUUCCUACACCGUGCUCCUGAGCUGCUCGCCUGGGCAGAUGAGGAGGCCCGCAGCUGGGCUCAUAUUCAGCCCAUGUAUGUGCCACCAGAUGGUCCAAGCCUUGAGGUCUGAAUGCCUGAGCCAUCCAUUCAUCCAGGCUCUGAACUACAUCUUUGCCCUCUGUAGCACCUUUGUGGCCUUCCUCAGCCCUGGCCUACUUGGUCACAGGAUCCUAGAGCCUACUCUGUGUUCCACUUCCAGUUGGGCACCCUCUGGCCAGGCUGUGAGUUCCUACAAGUUGCUCCUUCAGGGCUUCCAUCUUUCAUCCCAUUUCUCAAUAAAUAUCACCAACUAUUUACCAGCUGA
This is a messenger RNA of Grammomys surdaster, 2731 nucleotides long. RefSeq names its product three prime repair exonuclease 2 (gene Trex2). The coding region runs from base 1787 to 2497 and encodes 236 amino acids. The transcript is spliced from 2 exons. Gene Ontology annotation, cellular component: cytoplasm. Gene Ontology annotation, molecular function: nucleic acid binding; 3'-5'-DNA exonuclease activity. NCBI's taxonomy places the organism in Eukaryota, Metazoa, Chordata, Mammalia, Rodentia, Muridae. The record is from RefSeq and is a predicted model, not a curated record. Gene Ontology annotation, biological process: DNA catabolic process.